AUGAAACGGCACAUCUUGUGUCUGCUGUGGGCUCCUUCUGUCUUUUUUCUGCAAGCCAGGUCAGUCCUGUGCAAGGAGAUGAAACUACCUGGCGGCGCACCCAGACCGCCCUCGCCAUCUGACUUCCUGGACAAACUGAUGGGUCGCACAUCUGGCUACGACGCUCGCAUCCGCCCCAACUUCAAAGGACCUCCUGUGAAUGUCACCUGUAACAUCUUCAUCAACAGCUUUGGCUCCAUUACCGAAACCACUAUGGACUACCGGCUCAACGUCUUUCUGCGCCAGCAGUGGAACGACCCUCGCCUGGCUUACAAAGAGUACCCGGAUGACUCGCUGGAUUUGGACCCGUCCAUGUUGGACUCCAUUUGGAAGCCCGAUUUAUUUUUCGCCAACGAAAAGGGAGCCAACUUCCACGACGUCACCACCGACAACACGCUGCUCAGAAUAUUCCAGAAUGGCAAUGUCCUCUACAGCAUCAGGUUGACAUUAACCCUCUCGUGCCCUAUGGAUCUGAAGAACUUCCCCAUGGACAGCCAGACGUGUAUCAUGCAACUGGAGAGCUUCGGUUACACCAUGAACGAUCUGAUCUUCGAAUGGUUGGACGUGGGUGCCGUGCAAGUUGCCGAUGACCUGGUGCUCCCACAAUUUGUGCUCAAAGAGGAACAAGGGCUGGGCUAUUGCACCAAGCAUUACAACACAGGUAAAUUCACCUGCAUUGAGGUCAAAUUCUACCUGGAGCGCCAGAUGGGCUACUACUUGAUCCAAAUGUACAUCCCCAGCCUGCUCACGGUCAUCCUUUCCUGGGUGUCCUUCUGGAUCAACAUGGACGCGGCUCCGGCCAGGGUCGGCCUGGGGAUCACCACCGUUCUCACCAUGACGACUCAGAGCUCCGGAUCCAGGGCGUCUCUGCCCAAGGUGUCCUAUGUCAAAGCCAUCGACAUCUGGAUGGCGGUGUGUCUUCUUUUUGUGUUUGCCGCACUCUUGGAGUACGCGGCCGUGAAUUUUGUUUCCCGGCAGCAUAAGGAGUUCUUCAGACUGAGGAAGAAGCUGAGAGAGCAAGAGCGGCAACGGACUCAGGGAAGUGGCGACAGUAAGACGAAAGGCAACAUGUCAGGCAAUGACGCGGCCCAUGGGAGUGUGGGGCAGCAGUGCAGCGCCUGUGCGAGGGAGGAGGAACUGGCACGCCAGGGUUUACUCUUCCAAACUUUCAGCCUCGGACUUGCCCCAGAAAUGGAUGCGACUCCAGUGUUUGCCGAUUUACCCCCUGGUUUAGGCUACUACGAUAUCAGGCGACGCUUUGUGGACCGAGCCAAAAAGAUUGACACUGUCUCUCGCGCUGUCUUCCCUAUGAGUUUUCUGAUGUUUAAUGUCCUCUACUGGCUUACCUACAAGGUCCUACGGCAUGAAGACGUCCAAUUUAAACUGUGA
Messenger RNA from Nerophis lumbriciformis (worm pipefish), 1428 nucleotides. The record is from RefSeq and is a predicted model, not a curated record. Lineage: Eukaryota; Metazoa; Chordata; Actinopteri; Syngnathiformes; Syngnathidae.